CGCAAAGUGUAGUGGGCGCGGGCCAGCUCUAUGUGAUGGGGGAGGCCAACGGUCCGCCGAAUGCGGCGGGUUACUCUUCCACUGCACCCACUGCUGUUCCCUUUCCAGAGGUGACUAGUUCAUGGCGGGAAGACAGGAAAAACGUGACUUUGCUGCCUCCAAGAAAGUUGCCAGCAGAAUCCCGCUAUGCAGACCUGAUAGAGGCGAGGCAAAGAACUUUGGGCAGCAUGGAUUUGGCAGCCCAGGUGCGGCUACCAACAGGAUGUAGCGAAGAGGAAUGGCUGGCAUUCAACACAGUGGACCUUUUCAAUGAGUUAAACCUGCUGGUUGGUGCCAUCAGUGACAUGUGCACUGAGCACACGUGUCCAACAAUGUCAGCAGGGAGCUUUGGCUGGCAGUGGGCCGAUGGUGACAAAGUCAAGACCCCUCAGCCGCUCUCUGCGCCAAAGUAUAUGGAGAAGUUGUUGGUUUGGGUAGAAUCCCAGCUUGCAGAUGAGACCUUCUUGCCUGUACAGCCCGGGCAACCGUUCUUGCCGAACUUCAAGAAGGGGAUCAAGGUCAUCUACAAGCGCCUCUUCCGUAUUUACGCACACGUCUUCCACACGCACUUCAAGGCUAUGGUGGAUAGUGAUGCCGAUGCUCAUUUGAACCACUCCUUCAAGCACUUCGUCUACUUUGUGAAAGAGUUUGACUUGAUUGAGGAGUCUGAGCUCGAACCAAUGGCUGAUUUGAUAAACCUUCUGAUGCGCAAGCGGGAUGCGGAAGCCAGCGCAGGAGGAGCUGUUUCGCCAUGAUCGAUGCAGUGAGUGAAGCGAUCCGGUCGCCAGAGUUAGUCUAGUGCCCUGCAUUACAGUUGCAAUGCAAUCACAUGC
Molecule: messenger RNA, 872 nt
Organism: Cladocopium goreaui
Lineage: Eukaryota; Dinophyceae; Suessiales; Symbiodiniaceae
Source: the annotation of a GenBank genome assembly